AUGCCUUCCUCGAUCGUCUUCCGGGCUUCCGAAAGCAAAAAACCUAUUGCUAAACCCACCGCUACGUUCACCGGUGACGUCUAUCUCGACUUGGUCCACAACGAGGAGAAAGCCACUAUCGCCAACGUCACAUUCACACCUUGCGCCAGAACCUAUUGGCAUACACACGAGGAGGGACAGAUGCUUAGAGUUCUCGCUGGGUCGGGUUGGAUUUGUGAUAGAGGAGCCGCGCCACAACGCAUUGGGGCUGGUGAUGUGAUUUGGGCUCCUGCAGGAACGACGCACUGGCACGGUGCUGAUGAUGGUAGUCUCAUGACGCACCUUGUAAUUGGACUGGGCAAGACUACUUGGCACGAAGAGGUCUCAGAUGAGGAAUACGGGAAGAAGGCAGCUUAG
This is a messenger RNA of Colletotrichum gloeosporioides, 396 nucleotides long. RefSeq lists its product as uncharacterized. The coding region runs from base 1 to 396 and encodes 131 amino acids. The transcript has a single exon. The record is from RefSeq and is a predicted model, not a curated record. Lineage: Eukaryota; Fungi; Ascomycota; Sordariomycetes; Glomerellales; Glomerellaceae.